CUUCUCGGCUUCCGUCGAUACAGCGUAAAGCGUUUGACGUCAACACCCCAACAUUCCGUCAUGACAGCUCGUUCGGGGAAAAAAAUAAUUCGUUUCAAUUUUAUAUCAAACUGAAUCAAAUCUGUUUAAUCUGAAUGUAAAAUUUCCGAUUAAAGUGUGUGAGACCCUGGACGGACGGGACCUUCUGAAACCUGUUAUCUAGCCAGCCGAAGAGACGGGGAACAGGAUAGGGAAACAGGGCGAAGCGGGCCCCGCGGAGCCGGUGGAGAAGAUGGCCGGCAGCCCGGAGAAGAGUUCCACCGCGCAGGAGUUAAAGGAGCAGGGGAACCGGCUCUUCCUCUGCCGCAAGUACCAGGAUGCUGCUUCCUGCUAUAGUAAAGCUAUUAACCGUAACCCAUCAGUGGCGGUAUACUACACCAACAGGGCCCUCUGCCACGUGAAGCUGCAGCAGUAUGACAAGGCUCUGGCAGACUGUAAGCAUGCUCUGGAGCUGGAUAGUCAGUCCGUUAAAGCUCACUUCUUCCUGGGUCAGUGUCACCUGGAGCUGGAGAACUACGAUGAGGCAAUCGGCAAUUUGCAAAAAGCUUAUAACUUGGCAAAAGAGCAGAGGCUGAAUUUUGGAGAUGACAUUCCCAGUGCUUUACGCAUCGCCAAGAAAAAACGCUGGAACAGCAUUGAGGAGAAGCGCAUCAACCAGGAGAACGAGUUACAUGCUUAUCUGACUAAGCUCAUACUGGCUGAGAAGGAAAGAGAGUUGGAUGACUACAAAGAAAAACACGAUGACAAUCAGAACGGAAGCGAUGCUGCCAAGAUUGCAUCAAAACAUGACAAGUAUUUAAUGGAUAUGGAAGAGCUCUUCUCCCAAGUUGAUGAAAAAAGAAAAAAGCGUGAAAUCCCAGAUUAUCUUUGUGGAAAGAUCAGCUUUGAGCUGAUGAGGGAGCCCUGCAUCACACCAAGUGGAAUCACAUAUGAUCGCAAAGACAUCGAAGAGCACUUACAGCGAGUUGGACACUUUGACCCGGUCACCCGGAGCCCCCUGACCCAGGAUCAGCUGAUCCCCAACCUGGCUAUGAAGGAAGUGAUCGAUGCCUUUAUCCAGGAGAACGGUUGGGUGGAGGACUACUGAAAACAAAACAAAAAAACACCUCCCAUUUCUCCCUCAUGCCCUCCCCGCCUCGUACUCAACACAAAGCCUGAACUACUGACGGCUUCUGGAAACAGAUCACCCCUUGCCUGGAUAUGCAUCGUACACGAGCAGGAAAAGCCGCACUCUGGACUGCCUGAUGGGAGCCAUGUAUCUCGGUUUGCCUCCUCCCUGCAUUCAGUCUUUGCUGUAAAACUUCUCGCUGCAACUCUCCACGGCUCAGUGUUCAUAUGCUGCUCCCUUUAAGAGCCUUUCUUUCUCUGUCUUGUUUUUCAUUCUUUCCUGUUCGACUCUUCUGUAAUCAAACGUCUUCAGGCCUCUGUUGCACACUUCCUGCUCUUCUUUCCUUCUGUUUCUGAGUGCCACAGUUAUCGACAAGUUUCAAGUGUUACACGUAGAACACUAAUAUUAAAGAAAAAAGCAUAAAAAUGAUCAUUUUUAGCUUUUGAUUUGGCCUUUUUUUCACUAAACAAUGUUUGUAUACGAGUUUUACAUCGAAAGCACAGGUUCAUCACAGUUUUACUGCAAGAUUUCUCAUGAACUCGACACAAUUUUCUUUCCUUUUCAUAUCAGACACCCCCAUAGCAGACAAUUCAAAUCAGCUGAAUGUAUAAAUGAUGUAUUCCAUAGAAUCUUUUUUUUAAAAAUAAUUCAAGGUGUUUUUGUAUUUGAUUCAUUUGAGGUCAUCAUUUAAAGCCUUGAACAGGAAGCGUGAUAAUGAAAUGCUGCAUAUAAAGAACGUUUUCAUGUUGCUGGGUUUACAUUCAAAUCUUUCAACCAGAUCAGACUCUGUCCCCCCCGCCAAAUCAAAGAAAUGCUGGAAGACUUCCGACCAUCUUUCAUCCAUACCUCAGUCCAAGUGUUUGUGUGCUGGAGCUCCAGCAUUUUCGGUUCCGUGCUUGUAGUCGGCCGGUUUUCCAGCUGAAGGUGUCUGUGGUUAAACGGGCUUGUUGGUUGUCGUUUGUUUUGGGGUGCAGACAUUGUACAUAAUUUUGCUGGUCUUACUCAAAACGUUAUUUCUUGAUGAUAUAGUUUCUUUUUUUCUGGAGAAAUCCUAAAGCUUGAGAAAUUGUAUUAAAUGUAGAUAUGUUGAUAACAGAAAUUCCGAUUCCAUUCAUUUGUCCCCGUUUAAGCAUAAAUUUGGGAGUAUGUAUGUUGUGAUGCUAGUGGAUCAUUAAAGGAGAUACAAAGAGUGAAUGGAACUCUACUGCUUAUUAGACAUUUAAUAAUAAAAGUUAUUGCAAAACU
Messenger RNA from Oryzias melastigma (Indian medaka), 2392 nucleotides. RefSeq names its product STIP1 homology and U-Box containing protein 1 (gene stub1). Bases 272 to 1126 code for a protein of 284 amino acids. Gene Ontology annotation, cellular component: cytoplasm; Z disc. The record is from RefSeq and is a predicted model, not a curated record. Gene Ontology annotation, biological process: positive regulation of proteolysis; protein quality control for misfolded or incompletely synthesized proteins; cellular response to misfolded protein. Gene Ontology annotation, molecular function: protein-folding chaperone binding; ubiquitin protein ligase activity. Lineage: Eukaryota; Metazoa; Chordata; Actinopteri; Beloniformes; Adrianichthyidae. The transcript is spliced from 8 exons.